ACGCGGUGCGGACUGGGCGCGGGCGCGGCUGCGGGCGGGAGCGGCCGGGAGGCGGCGUACAGCGUCCGGAAUUCGCGGCCGAAGGCGUCGACGAUCUCCCCGUCCCCGGGAGGCCCAGGGAGGCCGUGCCGGGCUGGCUCAGGGACCACCAUCACCACCAGGCCACCAUGGUCCUCGGUGGGCUGCUGUUCCUGCUGGUGGCCCUGCCCCCGGGGACACGGGGUGCCAAGGACUGCCUCUUCUGUGAGCUGACCGACUCCCACCACUGCCCCGGCACCCACAUGCGCUGCGGUGACGACGAGGACUGCUACACAGGCCACGGGGUGUCGCCGGGAGUCAGCCCCGUCCUCAACAAGGGCUGUCUGGCGUCCACCAAGUGCGGCCGCGAGGAGCCCGUCACCUACAUGGGCGUCACCUACAGCCUCACCAGCACCUGCUGCUCCGGCCACAUGUGCAACGGGGCCACGGGAGCCCCAGGCCAGGGCGGGGGGCUGAGGGGGCUGACCGCCGGCCUGGCUCUGGACGCGCUGCUGCUGUUCCCCAAUUUGCUGUGAUCCACAAGGAGGACAGGGCCCCCAGCUGGCCUCCCCUUACCUCCCCACUUCCUCCAUUAAACGUCCAGAAG
Molecule: messenger RNA, 625 nt
Organism: Erinaceus europaeus (western European hedgehog)
Lineage: Eukaryota; Metazoa; Chordata; Mammalia; Eulipotyphla; Erinaceidae
Gene: SPACA4
Product: sperm acrosome associated 4
Exons: 2
Coding region: 168-554 (128 amino acids)
Source: RefSeq, a predicted model, not a curated record